AUGACAAUCUUCAGAAAGCGCUACCUGUGCUCCACUGACCUGGACACGGAUGACAGCGAGUUGAAAUACACCCUGCUUUCACCCCCAACGGACAUAGAUGAGAACCACCCUGUGCUGCUUGGGGAGAAUGUGCUGGCAGACCCUCUGGUGUCCGUUACUCAGUUCAUCCAAGUCCAGGUGAACCAUCACAAAGUGGCUCCCGAGGAGCUGGGUAUCACCCCAAGGGUGGUGGAAUUUAACUACAGCCUAGAGGACUCCAGGAGCAACUGUGUGCCAGGAACCUUCACUCUCUUCCUGCAGCCAGUGAACCAUCAGCCACCCCAGGUCACCAGCACAGGCUUCACUGUUCUUGAGAGAGCAGCUUUUUUUCUAAGCGCUAAUCAGUUGGAUGCCGCAGACACAGACCAAAUUGUCUUCAUCUUAAACAAGGCACUCCAGCAUGGCCACCUGUGCUACCGGGAGGGGCUGAUGGUCCAGGGUGAAUCUUUCUUGCUAGAUGAUUUUGCCAGUGGAUGUAUAUCCUACCAGCACAGUGGUGAUGAAUCCACCAGUGACUCCUAUCAAGUGGAAGUGAGUGAGAGCCACUCCGUGCCAAUCACUGUUAGGAUCACUAUGUAGCCAGUGGAUGAGAAAAAGCCCAGCAUCGCUCUACAUGGUGGCAACGGACUGGUGGGACCCUCUAUUGAUGUGCUAGAAAAUGGUGUCCUUGAGCUCACUACUUCCUUUAUCCAGGGCACAGAUGAACAUACCAAUGAUCUGGCACUGACUUUCGUUGUGAAGGACCCUCCCCUCUACUCCUCCAGCUUGCGGAAUAAGUGGCCCAGUGUAGACACAGCCUUUCAGUCUGACCUUUCCUAUGAGUGGGUGAUGGAAGGCAGUACAGUGCUUGGCAUGCACAUGUCUGUUACUGUGCUCCCUGUGGAUAGCAUUGCACCUGAAGGGAUGGAGAAGCCAGAGUUGUUCAUUGUCUCAGAGGGAGGGAAGAAAGCUCUGAUCCAGCAAGACCUGGAUGUGGAUUUGGCCAUGGAUAACAUUUUGUGCACCAUCACUUCUGGAUACCUAGAGAACUCUCCAGCCCCUGAGUCUGAAAAGUCUAGAGGUGACACAGCCAUCAGUGCCUUCAUCAAACAUGUUCACUUGGGACAUAUCAGCUAUGUUCAGAGCAUCCACAAGGCAAUGGAGCCCUUAGAGGACAGAGUCACUUUCUGCUGCUCUUAUGGCAUCAAUGUUUCUCUACACCACUUAUUCCCCAGUCUCAUCAUCCCUCCCAACAAUGAAAAGCCUGAGCUGUUUUUGCUGGAGUUUGUGGUGCUGGAGGGGAUGAUUCUGGUUAUUGACUGCCCAAUUCUCAAUAGCACAGAUGCUGAUCUUCCUCCAGACCAUUUGCACUUCUUUAUCAGUGUUUUCCCCGUGCCCCCAACCAUGGGUGAAUUGUGCAGUAGCUGUUAACUGGCACCUGUACCCAACUGCAACUUCACACUGGAGGAGAUCCAGGAGGCCUCCAAUAUUGUGUAUGAGCAUGAUGACUUUGAAGAUAAGGAGAACAGCUUCAAAAUCCAGCUAAGCAAUGGCAAGUACACAAUGGAGCAGAAAGUGCUGAAUGAUGAGACCUGUAGGAUGACUAUCAAUGAUGGGCUGGAGAUAGUGGACCUUGGACUCACCAUGGACUCACCAAUCUCUAACAGAGACCUUAAAGCCACAGUCAUAGAUUCAGAGGACAAGAACCUCACGUACAUCAUAUGCUUGGCACCUAGGCAGGGCCUCCUUCAGCCUGUGAGCAAACGGAGCUUAGUGGACAUGAACUUCACCCAGGAUGAUAUAGACCAGGGUUAUAUCUGUUAUGUUCAUGCUGUCCAAGUUGUCCGUGACCUAGCUAAAUUUGAUGUUACUGAUGGCAUUAACCCCUUGAUAAUGAUAUAAAAAGUAUCUAUCAGCAGCAUGGUUGUGGUCUUCCCUGAGGUGAUUAUUUGAGGCUGUUCUAGACGUAGCCUGAGAGAGGGUAGAAAGGUGAAGCUCACAACUGACCUGCUUAGCACUAGUGACAUUAACAGCCCUGAUGAAAACCUACACCUCAGUAUCACCCAGGCCCUAAGCCAACGGCAUUUAGCGAGCUCAGACAGUCCUGGGGUGCCCGUUGCUUCCUUCUCUCAGCUCCAGCUUGCUAGCAAUAAGAUUUACUACCUCUCCACUGCAGAGGAUGAGAUGAAGAUGGACAGCUUCGAGUUUGAAGUGACAGAUGGCUAUAAUCCAGUCUUCUGCACCUUCAAGGUUUCCAUUACUAGUAUGGACAAUAAAAAGCCAGUUCUAACGAUCAAUGAUCUGGUGGCUGCUGAAGGGAAGACCAAACUGAUUACUCCCUUUGAGUUGACUGUGGAAGACUGGGACUCCCCUGACCAUUUGCUCCAUUUCACAGUCACCCAAGUCCCUAUCCAUGGCCAGAUUUUAUGUAACAGCAGCUAUCCUGUGACUAGCUUCACCAAACUAGACUUGAAUGAGAAUCUGAUCAGCUAUAGACAUGAUGGCACAGAAACCAGCCAGGAUAACUUCUCUUUUACUGUGGCUGAUGGCACCCACACAGACUUCUACAUUUUUUUUUCUGACACCCUCCUGGAGCCUCAUCAACCCCAGAUGAUGAAGAUCCAGAUCAAUCCCCUGGACAAUGGGAUGCCACAAUUAGUGGUAAACAAGGGCUCAACACUGAGAAGCUUUCUGAUUGGACACUGCGGCUUCUUGAUCACCAGCAAGUCACUGGUAGAAGACCAAGACAGUCCACACAAACUGCUGAAGUACAGAAUCACAGAUGGUCCAGAACAUGGGUUCAUCAUUCAUCUUUGUCUUGGAAAUGAGCGCAUUAAGAUGUUUACACAAGCUAUGCCUUAAAAGAGGGUGACAAUUCUUCCAGUGAUAUUAUCUACUUCUCUAAUGAAGAUAAUGAAAAAUGAGAUCAUGAAGGAAGAAGUAAUUACUCAUGUCACAAUAGGCCUCCACUACUCUGAAACUUAUUCGAGUCUUCAGCUGCUUGAUGAGCUUAAUUACCCUCAGCAUCUCCACAAGUUCAGCAUCUCCACAAGUUCAGAUCAGUGAUACAAUUGCAGCUGAGUUCAGUCUCACUACCAAACUGUUCCUGCUGUCCAGCAAGGAACUCUGGAUACCUGAUGGCUCCCUGGGAUUUGGAGGAAAAAAUUGAUGUUUUCUUUACAGGUACUGAAGGGCCUGAAAUUUAUGGUUGAGUGAUGAUGGACCCUGUUCAGAAUGUAGGAGACACUUUCAUCUGCAGCAUUGAGGUGGUGUUCCAGCAUUGAUGGAUGUAUGCCUAUAUGGGGCCUGGAUCACUCACCUACCCUACUGUACAGGGUCAAGAUCUUGGUACUUGGAUACCCAGGAUCUUCAAUGCAGAACAUGAGGGUUUUUUUGUUUUUAAGAACAUGCAGAGAAGCAUCCAUGGAGUUGGCGGAUAGCUUUGAGCCUUCAAAGGGAAGGUUCUCCAUGGCUUGAACCUCCUGUGAAAAGCCAGGUAAGUACAGCUAGCAUGCUCUUCUUAGCACCAUGGCUGUGGCAAUGGAGCGAGCUGUUGUACCUAAAGAGUCCAGGGCCGUUUGCAAGGCAUUGCAGGAAAUAAGGACACCUUCAUUUAUGUUUGCCUUAAACUGUUCCCUUUAAUUGUCUGGAAGACUUUCAAUAAAAUGUGCCACCUGUUCAAAUAUGUGGUGUAGCUGGGUAGGGGGGCGGUGUAGUUAUCAAUAUGUAAUUGCUAUGAUGCCAAUAAAUAAGCCUUCCUGCCCUCUAAGUCCCAACAUUUCCAUUCUUUGUCAUAUGGAGUGGUCAGGCAGCACUUUGUUUUGCCCUUUGAUUUACCACUUCUAUCACCAGAGAUUUUGGAGAGAAAUGGGAGAACUGAACAUCAGCCUCUUGUGGCAUCACAUAUUUCCUGUCUGAUCUCUUACAGACCAGUGGAAUGGUAGCAGGUGUCUUCCAGAUAGAUUUGGCUGGGUCCAUCAGGGCUGGGUUCAUUGGUAGUGCUAAUUUCACCAACAAGGCAUGAAGAAUACUGGUCAGCUUAUGCUGGAUGUCCAGCAGUUUCACCAGGGAGAUCUCCAACACAUCUGCCACCUUCUUAUACCUCCUGGAAUGACCUGAAGUCAUCCUCCGAUAUAGGGGGAAGAGGCUUAGGGUAUCUAUCACCUGGCGACAAGGAUGAGAUAUGGGUAGGAGGUGGCUAAGGCUGCCGUUGUAUUUUAGACUUCUAUGUCUAAAAUGUCAAUUCUCUGGAAUCCACUUCUAAACCAUUAAUCUAUCUCCUGAACAAUCUACAGCAGCUGCCUGCCACAAUUAGAAAAUAUAACAAGGUGGCAAGUUUAUGUGUUGUGGCCACCAUAUAUAAACAGUUUGGGGUAGGGUAGAAGAAAAAUAUAAAUACAUA
This is a messenger RNA of Pelodiscus sinensis (Chinese soft-shelled turtle), 4420 nucleotides long. Lineage: Eukaryota; Metazoa; Chordata; Testudines; Trionychidae. The record is from RefSeq and is a predicted model, not a curated record.